UUGACAGAAUCAAAACACAAACAGUUCUUGUCACUUGAGUAGGCCCUAUCUGGAUUCCUCCUAUUUCUGUCCGAAUUUCACUGUUAAUAAACGUUCUAAAUUUGAAAGGAGGCGAUCGUUAGGAAGAAAAGGAUCGAAUCUUUAAAUCUAGUGAAUUAGCAAGUCCAAAUCUCAAAGUUUUCUCCUUAAUAAGAGUUACAUAAACCAGAGAAACGUCUAGUUUUGGGCACCAAGUUGGGCCAGAGGCCAGCAAAUGUAGGAACUUGGGAUUUGGCCAGACUGGUGGAUUAUAUCUGCUGGCAGGUCAGCAGUUUGUCCCUCUACAGAUGACUGUUGACAGCAACCUGGCCAUGAAGGGGCCUAUCAUCAGCAAGACUGCGAGCAUGGAACUCACACCUAGUGGGGUACUUCCUGAUUUGCCGCACCUCUCUUUUCCAAUGGAUCACCAAUUGAGUCCAGAUUUGAGCACGUACGCAUCGAGUCCAAAUUCACUCUUCAUGUAUGAACAAGAACGCAAUGACAUGCAGAAUUCCUUUAAUCCAAGAUGUGCAUCAAGGUCCCGCUAUCACAGUAGCAUGUCGGAAUCCAGCGACUCCAUGCAAGUGGAAGGCAUGGAUAUGGAGUAUGUGCAGAUGCCCGAUUUUUUGUCAAGCUCGUACAGUUCCUGUGACACAAGUGCCCCACUGGAGGGGACGUCGCAACCAGAGACAGUAUGGGAGGGAAGCAAUUUCAACAGCCCCGGCAGUGUUAAAAUGGAAGAUGUUUUCCAAACAGAUGCAGUCGCAAAUAAAGGUCCGACGUUGGCUGCACUGAAUGCCAAUGGUGAAUGUGACGAGUCGAUUUUCGAUGAUAUCGAAAGUGUAAUCCGAGAUGAUUUGGCUACAUCAGAUAUGUCUGCUUUGGAGUGUCCGCUUCCCACGAGCAAUGCCCAGGACGUCAAGCCUAAGAUUGUACGGCCAUUGUGCUCCAAGCCUCAGACAUUUUUUUCGACUGCUUCGCCUCCCAUCCGGAAUCCAUCGCAAGUGACUGCCAUGUCGUCUUUUACAUCUACUGCCCCUCUGCCCAACGACCAAGAAUCUGCACAGGACAAUAAGGUAUCCUUGCACAGACUUCUCAUGCAAAAGUCUGUUGGUGAGAUGCCUACCCAAUCAGUGCCGAGUCCUCCUUGUUCUCUACCCAGUCCAAGUAUGAUAGUGCCCAAUGAUUCCAAAGUCAGCUUGAAGCGAUCUCUACACGUGGAUGAUCAGAAAUGGGCAGAGGUAGAGCGGUUUUUGCACGAGGAAAAACUUUUACCAGCAAAUGGGGCUAAAGCUGAAUUGGCUGCAACUGGUGUUAGUGGCAGACUUCGACAUGAUUCCAAUGCGUCUAGCACAGUGUCGCACAUGUCCCAUAUAAAGGAGGAGAUAGACUCGCACGACGAAGGCUUUGGAAGUGACCAUGGGGAGAGUGAGGCAGAUGAUCGAGAUUGGCUCUCAGAAUCUGAAACCGAUGACAGCUAUGAUCAUCUGUAUGGCCAGUCUGGGUCACAAGAUCGCCACAAGGAACCACAAUAUUUCUGGCAAUACAAUGCUCAGUCGAAAGGUCCAAAACAGUCACGUUUAUGCAUCCCUGUGUCUUCAGUGGAUCCACAUGUUCUCCACAACUUCGAGGAUCCGGUGUUCGAUCCCGGACACAGAGACACGGCUAUCCGCCAUGGCGGGAAAGCGAGGAGAGGCGAUGGAAAUGAUAUUCAGCCAAAUCCUAAGAAACUUUAUCAGAUCGGUAACGAGUUACGAAAAUUGUCCCAGGUUAUCAGCGAUUUGUCUCCAAGUGGUAACGUGCCAGUGAGUGUCCGGAACAAGUCUAAGAGAGAAAAGAACAAACUUGCUUCGAGGGCCUGUCGGCUGAAGAAAAAAGCACAGCACGAGGCAAAUAAAGUCAAGCUGUUUGGAUUGGAACAAGAGCAUGGGCAACUAAUGCUUGUACUCCAAGGGAUAAAGCAAGAAUUGGCAGCUUGUGUGAAAAGUCCUGACAGGGCGAGGUCGGUAAAACUUACCGAGAAGUUGGAUCAGCUUUACAAGGAAAAUCUGAGAUCAAUGAUAGCAGGCCAUGCUGCAGACUACGUCAAUAUGAUAGUGGAAAAAGUAAAGAGUGGUGAUCCUAACGGUGGACUUGACUUAAUAGAAGAUCAUGUAGACGAUCAUGUAGAAAUAGAAUAAGAUGGCGGCCAUGUUUUGGUAACAGACAACAUCGUCUGGCGACCUCCGCUUUAGACAUUUCCAAUAAACUGGGGAUGCAUGUAUGGGAAUGUUUUUCUAGUGCAAAAAACUUAGGGGCAGGUAGUCUCCAAAGAAAGACACAUUGCUCCGCAGCCCAACCAAUUUUCAAAUGUGGAGAAACCUCACAAGUGAAGUAAGUUUUGUGUUCUUUAGAAGCUGUCUAGAAUCUUUUAUGACUGCCUGGAUGCACCUUGGAAGUUAAGACUAGGGUACAUGUCCUUGGGACAAGUACAAAAUGUCAAAGUCUACUUCAAAAGUAAUAGCCCUUUGGCCAUGGUUCUACUUUAUGUCAACAUGUUAUUCAUCAGACGUGGGUUAUAUUACCAUGAGGGAUGAUUUAUUGAGCUUCGUGUCACCGGUAUUAAAAAAUGUGAGAGGUAGAUUCUUUCAAACUUUUGAUAGAAUGUGGAAAUGAAAGUGAAAAUGUGAAAUGAAUUUUAUGGUCAAAAACCAAAUUUUAAUUGAUUUCUACAUGCCUGAGCAUUUUAUAUUGCACUAGCCUAUAUGAGGUAUCAAUGGGACAUGGUGAUAUCAAAACACCGUAUAUUAUAUAGUGGAGAUCAGGUUGAUUGAAUACUUAGUGGAGUUCUAUGGUUUUAUUUUUUCAUCAGACUUUUUUUUGUAAACUGUUGUAUGUGUUUGAAUUGGUUGUCGCUCUGUAAUACUUUCCUUGAAUUCAUUCAAAUAUUGUUAUGAAUGUUCGAAUAAUCAAUCGGUGUCCAUAAUCAAACUUUUUGUCUAUAAAUCCGAUGGGACAAUUAUGAAAAUUGUAGUUUUGUGUCACAUCUUCAUGGUGUUAGUGGUCUUUAUUUUUAGUGAGUAAAGUUGUAAAUCUUGAACAUCAGGAUUUCUGAACGUUUUUUCUCUGUACAGUUGAAAUACAUUGUAAAUAUUCCAUUCGUGACAAUAUUAAUGAACAUUAUGUAAACGCCAAUUUUUUAUGUUGUCAACUAAUGUCAGUUGUGUUGGUUAAAAGGAAAUGUGUCCAUGUGGGAUGCACAAAGUAUCUAGUCCAGAGCUCGGCAGCUAGCAGAUGAUUAUACCAUUGGGUAUAAAGUGCCUUCCAAUGCAAUAGUUGAUAAUGCAGUCAAACAGUGUGAAUUAUACUGGGGGGUAGUAACAAAAAUUGUUAUUGAAUUUAGAGCUGAGUGUCAACUUGGACAUAUAGCUCGAUAAACAGUAUUGGGUGAUUAUUAUGUACCGGUAAGUAGGAGGAAACCGGAGACCCUGUAGGAAACCUAGGCUAUUGCCUAUCAAAUAGAGUCGCCCUCUUUAUCACAUGAGUGUAACGGAAUCGAACCAGGGACCUCUAAAGGUGACAGGUACUGAUGUUUCCGCUGCACCACUCCGACAGCAUGACUUCACUGAUGAAAAUAUUCUCCUCAUUCCAAAUGUCCUUUGAUGAUGGCUCAAAUUGCCAUUUCGUGCCAACCCACACACUCAUUGUCAUGCUUCUGACUUGUAUUAAUACUAUUAACAGGGUGGUUCUCAAAGUUGUAUUUCAUAGUAAAAUUCUGGCAUUAAACAAACAGAAGAUCUUGUCAGAUUCUCCAUUUUCAUGGUCGCAGAGUUGUCCUGGUUGCACAACGCAAUUGUGUACAGCCAGGCAUGCAUUUUUCAUUUCAUCUGGCCUAAUUCUUUUUACAUGACAAUCAUAUUUCGACAAAGAACGUACUUUAGAAUAGUAAUCAUGGCAAUUGGGAGUCGUCACUCUGGUUGAGACGUGUUUUGACAAGAUGACAAGACUCCUUUAUCUGAAAGGUAAGUUUGAAGUCGUACUAACAAUAAAAAAGACGUGUUCACUGAACUAUUGUAGGGAGAAAAUAGGCCAGCUGCAAUCUUUGUAGUGUUGUAAAUAGUGUAAAAAGUGACUCGGAGCAAUGUAAAUAUAAAUGUAGAUGUUGAAUAUAAUACAUGUCAUUAUGGUGUUGCAUGCGUUUAAAAUGUGGUUCAUUUUCUAAUGGAAAUAAUGGUGCUGAUUGGUAUUUUGAAGGAAUUAUUGGGGUUUUCUUGUGUAUUUAUAGAAGGCACAUCGUUAGCUCGAAAGCUGGACUUGCAGAGUUAUUGUGUGUGUUUCUCGAAGUGAGCAGGACUCGGUGUGAUAUGGGGUCCUUCUGAUAAGCCUUGUUUCAAACAUGCUUUUGACCAAUUUCUUCCUUUUUCUAUUUCGUGUACUAACAAUACUAAAUGGUGAACUUGAAACGAUGGGAGUUUGUUUUUGAUCCUUUUCAUAUGAAAGUGUGGUUUAAAUAGUAGUUGAUUUACGUUAAGAUAAUAUCAAAUUGUGAUAAAAACCUCUUUCUUUUUGUAUUGGAUUCUAGACAGUUCAACUUCAGGACAGUUCUGGUCUAAAUUCUUCUGUGAGAUGUGCGGUACCUUGAAACGUCUUGAAUAUUUACGAGAAUGUGAAAAUAAACACUAUUAAUGAGAAGAAAAAAAUCUCAACAUUUCUGAGGAGGCUCAAUGAACCAGUAAUAUUUUUUAUACUUUUUCAUAAAAAUUCAAAAGCAAAAAUUUAACUUGUGUGUUUGUUCAAUGAAGAUGGAGUCACUGUUUCUAAAACCGAUUGCAUUUAUUGAAAAAUUAUGUGACCUUGGGCGGCAUCCAUAAUUAUUUCACCUUUGUUGCAUAAUUAUCAGCUUGAGUUUGCAAUCAUGAUCCUAACUGUAAAACUCCCAAAUACAUAUCAUAGAUUCAGCUAAAUGGGCCAUAAAAUGUCCGCUUACCUGAAACUUGAUGAGAUUGACCUACUAAAACUGAAAACAGAUAAUACAAAUUACAUGAUCUGUCUAUUGUGUCAGAUUUUUCAUACAGUUUUGUAUAAACAGUGUAUGAUUUUGCUUCAGUCUCCUGGACUAUAGUAAGUUAAGGUCAGUCUUGCUGUCCAGGUUUUUACCUACUGGUACUCUAAAUAAAGCAUGCUGUGAUAUUAAGAUUGUGACUGGUCCCUGCGAAAAUUUCCAAGUCUGUGGACGUUCAGCAUGUCAGUUCAAUUAAUUGGAAAAAGUAUAUAAAAAGGUUUUUUUACAUUUGUUGUCAGUGAGUGACAUUCAAGGGGUAAUAUUUGUUCUCAGAUAUUAUUAUUGGGGAUUAAAAUUUGAUAUCUGUCCAGUACUUUCAUAGAAAGUGGGUACUGCUUUAAAACUUAAAACAAGAAUGGUAGACAAACUGUUUAAUACAUGUCCUACAUGUAGGGUGCAUUCUCUUGGUCUUAAAAUGGGAACUUGGUCCAGUGAGGCAAAUCAGUCUAGUUGGGUUGUUCUGUUGGCCUCAACGAAUAUCUUGAUUGGGGAUGGGGAAAAGGCUUUCUAGGGGAUAAAACACCUCACGGUGAUCUUCUGGCAUAAAUCUUGAUUAUUUCAAUGACAUCUUUGGCAAGAUUUCUUUGGGGACAUUUGCCAAUCUAGCCCGGAUGAGUGCUGCAUCCCUGAGCUUUCGAGGGACCUGUCCUCUUGCAUUUACCAAAUUGCUCAUGACUGCUUGACACAAAUUACUAAAUGACUGUGGUUGGGAUAAAAGGGCCAAAUUUCCAGUUCUGAAUACUGCCUUCUAUAAGCACAAUUUGAGUUCCAAUAUCUAGUACAUAUCUUGAAAGUAUACUGUUUAAAGAUGGUAAACCCCCUCUUUUUGAAUUUAGGUUCACCAGUACUGUACUCUUCAUUUCUCUCUCAUUUGAAUGCAAGAUAAGGGAGUUCUUUGCCGAACUAUUUAUAUGAAAUUUAUAACUUUCUCGUCCCGUUUUCUAUUAAAAAUAAAAUGCAGUUACAUAUAAUUGUCAAAUACUGUACCCUCCAAUUUUGCAAGAUUUUGACUCAAAGGAGCAAAAAGUAUUAUUGAAUUAUAUUUCUUUUAAAAAUUUUUUUUUUUCGAACUUUGAAGGGGGCUUCACUUUUCUGAACAGUCAGUGAACAUGUACAGUGCUAUUGCUUGUUUUUACUCAGGGGAAGUUGAAGAUGAGUGCGCUCGGAUGUCUUUCAUGUAAUAUAUGUUGAAGAUUGUAAAAAUGGUUGUACAUAGAGAAUGUAAAGUUUUUGCUAGAUGAAGGAGGAUAAAAUGCAUAUUUUUUUCACCCUGUGUGUUCCUUUUUUAGGGACUUGACAUUGGCACCAAAAUUGUUUCCAUUUGAUGUAAACCACUAAAUGUCCAUGCCUCUUUAUUUGUGAAAUUUCCAAAAUAUUCUAAGAUUCAGCGAAGUGUUUUGCUUGAUAACUGUACGCUAAAGACUGCUACACAAAUUGUCUCUUUUAGUUCAAGUUUAUCACUCGAGUAAAGUUGAGAAUUGUUUUUAUGGUGUUAAUAUACUACUUAUGUGUCAGUUAGUAAAGUCAUUGAUCUCCUGGGGAAGAAGAAUCUAAAAUUUACUCAUCCCAGCUCCCCCAGGAGAGGACAGGCAAUGACAGCAGAAGCCAUCUAAAUCAAGCGAGAAAGCUAAUUCUGUUGACGAUAGUAGCCAGUGUUAUUCUCAAGUCGCAGUUGACGACUACUAACCCUUUGGGGGCUAUGACAACAACACUUCACUCGAACAAUGUACUGUACGUAGCUAUCACAUCUAGGUCACAGCGUGGGUAGAGCACAAAAUGAUCAUAUCUACACCUCGCCUUGUUUGAGAAAAGGUCAUUUUCGAAUGCCAUUGCUCAUAGGAAUGCUAACAGAUGCUUAUCAUUUACCAGCUUAUACAAAUGUUAGAUAUCACUCAAGGUUAUCUUCUUGGUCAGUGUUUACUUAGAAGGUCGGUAAUGACUUAGAAGAUGGCUGGAGGAUAACAAAAAAAUAGCAACAGGGAAAUGAUUGUUAAACCCAAGGAAAGAUCUGGCAGAAGGUGAGGACCCCACAGUCAAAAGUGUCCGGGAGAGUUUCAUGGUUUCAUGUAAAUACAAAACAUAUUCACCCAAGUCUUUCAGCGAUUUGAUAAUGCAUUUUACUUGCAAAAUGAUAGUCAUUUUGUAAGUGGUGUCCAACUUUGGGACAUAUAAUUCUUAUUUUGUGCAAGUAUUCAGCUGCUCUUUUGAAAACCGCAAAUAAAAUUCUACGGAAAACCUGCCAAAUGCUUAAAUGACGACAAAAACUAUAUCUUUAAAAAGCUGAUGUUAAAAAAGAUACACUGUUGUCUCAUAUGUAUGUGCUGGUGACCAAUUGAUUUCUAUUUCUAAACCCAUUUUGUUGUUAUUUUUUCCUUCUAUUGUCACCUGUAAAUAAAUGGAUGUAAAUAAAUAUAUAUAUUCAUCAUAUCA
Lineus longissimus is the source of this 7489-nucleotide messenger RNA. RefSeq names its product CREB3 regulatory factor-like. Gene Ontology annotation, molecular function: RNA polymerase II transcription regulatory region sequence-specific DNA binding; DNA-binding transcription factor activity, RNA polymerase II-specific. Bases 327 to 2198 code for a protein of 623 amino acids. Gene Ontology annotation, biological process: response to unfolded protein; regulation of transcription by RNA polymerase II. NCBI's taxonomy places the organism in Eukaryota, Metazoa, Nemertea, Pilidiophora, Heteronemertea, Lineidae. Gene Ontology annotation, cellular component: nucleus. The record is from RefSeq and is a predicted model, not a curated record. The transcript has 8 exons.